AUGAACUCUCUUCCCAAUCCCGAAGUUGCGGAGCGGUACGCUCAGGAGCGCGACAAACGCCUGCGUCCGGAUGGCACAUCCCAAUUCGUCCAGCUCUCAACGUCGGACAAGUACAAAUACCUCGCGACCGACCCGUGGGUCGACCACGCCGCUCUCAACGCCGCAGCGCACGUGCUCAGCGACGGUGACGACGUCAAAUUCCUCAUUCUCGGCGCCGGGUUCGGAGGCUUGGUGCUGGCAGCGCGGUUGAUCGGGGCCGGCUUCGACGCAUCGGACAUCCGCCUGGUCGAUGCGGCGGGUGGAUUCGGGGGGACUUGGUACUGGAAUCGCUAUCCCGGGCUGAUGUGCGACGUCGAGAGCUACGUCUACAUGCCACUGCUCGAAGAGACAGGUUACAUGCCCAAAUACAAGUAUGCGCACGGGGACGAGCUGAGGGAGCAGGCAGAGCGCAUCGCAGCGCACUACCGGCUGCAAGCUUCGCUGAGAACAGUUUAUCACAGUGCAGACUGGAGCGACGAACACAAGCAUUGGACCGUGAAAAUGCGCGAAGAUCGGGGACCAGACGAACCGGAGCGCUCGUUCUCGGUCUCCGCGCAGUUCGUCUGCCUCGCUGCAGGGGUGAUAAUGUCGCCGCAGAUCCCAUCCUUGCCUGGUUUCGAUGAGUUCAAAGGCCCGACAUUCCACACUGGUCGGUGGAACUACUCCGUCACAGGCGGAUCCCCAGCAUCUCCGAAUCUGGACAAGCUCAAGGACAAGCGCGUGGGGAUCAUCGGCACCGGCGCCACUGCGAUCCAGGUGAUCCCUGAGCUCGCCAAGUGGGCCAAAGAACUCUUCGUGUUCCAGCGCACACCCUCCAGCGUCGACGUGCGAAACCAGCAUCCCACUGAUCCAGAAGAGUGGAAGAACAAGAUUGCGACUGGCAAGGGAUGGCAGCACGCCCGGUCGGUCAACUACAACGCCAUAUUGGCCAAUCAACCCGAAGAAGGCCCGGAUCUCGUAUCCGACGCGUCGUGCCAGAUCCCUGCGUUCUGCGGAAUCAUUGGUGCGCCAGGGAUAGUGACGCCUGAGCAGAUUCCGGAGCACAUCGCAAAGCUGCAUAGUUUGGACUUGCCACGCGCCGAACGGGUCCGGGCACGCAUCGACGAGAUUGUGCGGGACCCGGAAACCGCAGCGAAGCUCAAGGCGUGGUACCCCGUCUGGUGCAAGCGGCCGACGUUCCACGACGAUUACCUUCCCGCGUUCAACCGCCCGAACGUCACCCUCGUCGACACGGACGGGAAAGGUGUGAAUGCGCUGUCCGCGGACGGCGUAGUCGCCAACGGCACCGAGUAUCCCAUCGACGUGCUCGUCCUCAGUACCGGGUUCCAACUGACCCUCGGAGCAGGCACGGGCAGCCCCGCCUCCCGGGGGAGGUUCCGCGUCACGGGCGCAAAGGGGAGAGACAUGGACAACAAAUGGACCGAGGAGGGUUGCGGCACGCUGCAUGGCAUCGCGUCCAGCGGGUUCCCCAACAUGUUCUUCCUCCCGGGCCUCUCGCAGCUCGGUUUCGCUGUGAACUUCACGUUUUCACUCGAAGCCACGUCUAAGCACAUCGCGGCGAUCGUCGCCCAGGCACACCGCGUCGUCGGUGACGCCGAGAGGCCGGUGAUCGAGGUGGAGAAGAGCGCCGAGGAUGCGUGGACGGCGGAGGUCGUGAAACGCGCGACAUGGUUCGCGGCAGUCGGGGGAUGCACGCCAGGAUACUUCAGUCUCGAGGGCGAAGGCGGCCGACCGAAAAGUAUAGCUGAUCAGCUCAAGGCCGCGAAAUCUGCGGUAUGGGGAGAGGGGAUCGUUAGCUAUGCCAAAAUCCUUGAGCAGUGGCAAGCACAGGGCGGUCUCAAGGGCUUUAGUGUCACGGCAUGA
Molecule: messenger RNA, 1902 nt
Organism: Mycena citricolor
Lineage: Eukaryota; Fungi; Basidiomycota; Agaricomycetes; Agaricales; Mycenaceae
Source: the annotation of a GenBank genome assembly